Nipponia nippon (crested ibis) is the source of this 1443-nucleotide messenger RNA. The record is from RefSeq and is a predicted model, not a curated record. NCBI's taxonomy places the organism in Eukaryota, Metazoa, Chordata, Aves, Pelecaniformes, Threskiornithidae.
AUGCUUUUUUUUGCUUUUACUGCAACAGGUAGUGCCAUAGGAAGUGAUGAGAUCAUAGCAGGGAACGUGAGCAAGUACACUGUUCUUCCAGCUGGUUAUUGUGGACAGCCUAAAAAAGGACAUCUUAUAUUUGAUGCCUGUUUUGAAAGUGGUAACCUUGGACGGGUGGACCAUAUCACAGAGUUUGAGUAUGACCUGUUUAUUAGACCAGAUACCUGUAACCCACGCUUUCGAGUUUGGUUCAACUUCACUGUUGAAAAUGUAAAAGAAUCACAGAGAGUAAUUUUCAAUGUUGUCAACUUCAGCAAAACAAAAAGCCUCUAUAGAGAUGGGAUGGCUCCAAUGGUGAAAUCCACAAGCAGACCAAAAUGGCAAAGAAUACCCUCUAAAAAUGUGUAUUACUAUCGCUGCCCAGACCACAGGAAGAACUAUGUCAUGUCAUUUGCUUUUUGCUUUGACCGAGAGGAUGACACUUAUCAAUUUGCUUACUGCUAUCCCUACACCUAUACUCGCCUUCAGCACUAUCUUGACAACCUACAAAGGAGGAACAUGGACUACUUUUGCAGAGAAUUGCUAGGACUCAGUGUGCAGAAACGGCAGCUUGACCUCCUGACAAUAACCAGCCCUGCAAACCUGCGUCCAGGGGCUGAACAGAAAGUGGUGUUCAUCACUGCACGAGUCCACCCUGGGGAAACACCAUCUUCCUUCGUGUGCCAAGGUAUAAUUGAUUUCCUUGUGAGCCAGCAUCCUAUUGCGAAAGUACUGAGAGAUCACCUGGUCUUCAAGAUUGCACCCAUGCUCAAUCCUGAUGGAGUAUACCUAGGAAAUUACAGGUGCUCCCUGAUGGGGUUUGAUUUAAACCGGCACUGGGGAAAUCCAUCUCCUUGGGCUCAUCCCACGCUGCAUGGAGUGAAACAGCUCAUCAUUGAGAUGUACAACAAUCCGAAGAUUAACCUGGAGUUCUAUAUUGACAUCCAUGCCCACUCCACCAUGAUGAAUGGCUUCAUGUAUGGGAACAUCUUUGAAGAUGAGGAAAGAUUUCAGCGACAGGCUGUUUUUCCCAAGUUACUCUGUCAGAAUGCCGAAGACUUCUCUUAUUCCAGUACAUCAUUCAACAGAGAUGCUGUGAAAGCAGGGACAGGCCGGCGUUUUCUUGGUGGGCUGUUAAAUGAUACAUCCUACUGCUACACUCUGGAAGUCUCAUUCUACAGCUACAUAUUGGAUAUGAAGCUGGGAAGAAAUGUGGCCAGGACAUUCUUGGAUUACUACAGGCUGAACUCCUUGGUGGAAAGACCACUAGCACCUACUCCUAAAACUCGGAAAGAAAAACUGCCGCUUUUUAAAUGCACUACCCAGCGGGGCCAAGGGAACAGCCAUGCUGGUGGCAAGCCAGAGAAGAGGAGCCAGGCGCAUCUGAAGGACCAGUCUCUCUCCAUGCGAUGA